This is a messenger RNA of Hyla sarda, 1152 nucleotides long. Its product is annotated as serine protease 33-like. Bases 80 to 1018 code for a protein of 312 amino acids. Gene Ontology annotation, molecular function: serine-type endopeptidase activity. The transcript is spliced from 5 exons. Gene Ontology annotation, biological process: proteolysis. Lineage: Eukaryota; Metazoa; Chordata; Amphibia; Anura; Hylidae. The record is from RefSeq and is a predicted model, not a curated record.
CACAACAUACGGGGGGGAUCAGUCCUCACCCAAUGGUAUAGGAGGGCAUAGACCACAAGGGGCCAUCAACAAAGCCGCCAUGAAUGGUGCCCGACGUCUCCUCAACCUCCUCCUCAUGUCCGUCUUCACCACUCCAGUGAUCUCCAAUGUCACCACCCCUGCCCAACCAGUGUGUGGAAACCCGGUGAUCAAUAGUCGGAUUGUUGGUGGCACAAAUGCACAUGAUGGGGCAUGGCCAUGGCAGAUCAGUCUACGGUACCAUGGCUCCCACAUCUGUGGUGGAUCCUUGAUCUCCAACCAAUGGGUGCUCACCGCCGCACAUUGCUUUGAAAUGUCUACGACCCUUUCUGACUACACAGUCAUUCUUGGCGAGUACCAGCUGCAAAUCACCAGUCCUCACCAGGUUGAGUCCAAUGUACAAAGUAUUUUUGUAAAUUCCCUGUUCAGUGGAGCUGGCACACCGGGGGACAUUGCCCUGAUAAAGCUUUCCGGUCCUGUUACUUAUACGGAGUACAUUCUGCCAGUGUGUGUCCCAUCGGCAUCUAUGAGCUUCACGGCUGGCACCAAAUGCUGGGUUACUGGAUGGGGCGAUAUAGGAUCUGGAGUAACCCUUCCGUACCCACAGACCCUCCAGCAGGUCAUGGUGCCUCUUAUUAGCAAUAGCGCCUGUGAUGCCAUGUACCAUGUCAACUCCGACAUUGGCUCCAACCAACAGAUCAUUCCUAGCGACCAGAUCUGUGCAGGAUACCAGACUGGACAGAAGGACUCCUGCCAGGGUGACUCUGGGGGACCGCUGGUGUGUAAUUACAACGAUGCUUGGUAUCUAGUCGGUAUUGUAAGUUGGGGUGAUCAAUGUGCCAUGCCGAACCGUCCAGGAGUUUAUACCUAUGUCCCAAACUACUACAACUGGGUCUACUCGUAUGGAGCCAUGCGUUCCGUGUCUUCUCCGCCAUCCUCGGCCUCCGUGUUUACGGCGUCGGCUUUACUGUUUUUUAUCUCUUUAUUGCUACACACUUGAUAAUCUGCAGAUGACCCAACAGGGUCAAGAAACUGGAAUAAUAAUAAUUUUCAUAGACUGAGUUCUGGGAGUCAGACUCUGUGAUGGCCCAAGAUUACAUUGGUGGGAUUGUUCGAGGUGGUCAGGUGCCAGGA